CACACGUCAAUUGUCAGUUUAAAGUUAGCGAAAAUGGCGUUGUGUUGUGCCAUUUCAAAUGAAGUACCUGAGCACCCAGUGGUGUCUCCGUCAUCAGGAGCAAUUUUCGAGAAGAGAAUAAUUGAAAAAUACAUUCAAGAGAACGGGGUCGAUCCCAUUAGUGGUAAAGACCUCUCGAUAGACGAACUUAUUGAUAUAAGAACACCUCCGAUAGUGAAACCGAAGCCUCCCAGUGCUACAAGCAUUCCUGCCACAUUAAAAUUAUUACAAGAUGAAUGGGAUGCUGUUAUGCUGUACAGUUUUACACAGAGACAACAAUUACAGACUGCUAGACAAGAGUUAAGUCAUGCUUUAUACCAGCAUGAUGCUGCAUGUAGAGUUAUUGCCCGUCUUAACAAAGAAGUAACAGCUGCUAGAGAAGCUUUGGCUACUCUCAAACCUCAAGCUGGUAUUACAACAGUUCCUCAACCUGCUGUGGCUGCUGAGGCAGCAGGCGUGGCUAACCAACCAACUGAACAAGCUGGUAUGAGUUCAGAAGUUAUUCAAAAAUUACAAGAAAAAGCCACUGUAUUGACGCAAGAGCGUAAAAAGAGAGGCAGAACUGUUCCAGAGGAACUUACAACACAAGAACAGUUGAGAUCUUUCAAAACAUUGUCUUCUCUCAUUGGUCUACAUUCUGCUAGUAUUCCUGGUAUUUUGGCACUAGAUGUUCAUCAGUCAGACACUAGCAAAGUUUUAACAGGUGGAAAUGACAAAAACGCUACUGUGUUCAAUAAAGACACUGAACAAGUUGUCGCUAUUUUAAAAGGUCACACCAAAAAAGUCACCAAAGUUAUAUAUCAUCCAGAUGAAGAUCUAGUAUUAACAGCUUCUCCUGAUUCCACUAUCAGAGUAUGGAACGUCCCUACAUCACAGACGACGUUACUUCUUAGGGCUCACGAUGGGCCCGUCACUGGUUUAUCCCUUCAUCCUACAGGAGACUAUGUACUAUCUACCUCAGAAGAUCAGCACUGGGCCUUUUCAGAUAUCAGAACAGGCCGUUUGUUGACGAAAAUAUCUGACAAUUCAAAUGUGGCUCUUACUACAGCUCAGUUACAUCCUGACGGUUUGAUUUUUGGUACUGGAACUGUUGAUUCACAAGUCAAAAUUUGGGAUCUGAAAGAACAGAGUAAUGUGGCCAAUUUUACAGGACACUCUGGAGGAAUUACUACCAUUUCUUUCUCGGAAAAUGGUUAUUAUUUAGCUACAGCUGCCGAUGAUGCUUGUGUAAAAUUAUGGGAUUUAAGAAAAUUAAGGAAUUUCAAAACAUUAACAUUUGAUGAAGGUUAUCAAAUUAAAGAUUUGUGCUUUGAUCAAAGUGGUACAUAUUUGGCUGUUGCCGGAACAGAUGUUAGGGUUUAUUUAUGCAAGCAGUGGCAAGAACUCAAAGUUUUUAAUGAUCACACGGCGACUGCGACUGGAGUUAGAUUUGGAAAACAUGCUAGGUUUAUUGCAUCUACUUCUAUGGAUAGAACUUUAAAGUUGUAUGGUUUAGAGUAAAUUGUAACAAAUGUUCCAUUUUGUUUUUUUUUGUAAUUUUUAAUGAUAAUGUAUUUCUUAAAAAUGUGUUUUGACUAUAUCUUCAUAAGCAAUAGAAUGUUCUAUGAACUUUUUUAUUC
Psylliodes chrysocephalus is the source of this 1658-nucleotide messenger RNA. Lineage: Eukaryota; Metazoa; Arthropoda; Insecta; Coleoptera; Chrysomelidae. The record is from the annotation of a GenBank genome assembly.